Molecule: messenger RNA, 4059 nt
Organism: Biomphalaria glabrata
Lineage: Eukaryota; Metazoa; Mollusca; Gastropoda; Planorbidae
Product: putative ankyrin repeat protein RF_0381
Exons: 2
Coding region: 205-3021 (938 amino acids)
Molecular function (GO): protein binding
Source: RefSeq, a predicted model, not a curated record
GUAGAAGCGGAAAUAGAUUUAGAAUAGGUACAAUUAAGUAGGUUUACGCAAUGUGAUUUAAACACCACACAUCAUUUAGUAAUUCAUCAUUUCUCUUGGAUCUUUAUGAUAGUGUGCACGGAACAAAGUUGAUUUAGACUAGAGUCUAGCUCUAGUAGAUUACCAAUUCUAUCUAGACUAGAUCUAGAUUAAAUUGGAAUCAUCAUGAUUCCAAAGUAUGUAAAAAUGUCAACAAAUGCCUCCUCCAGUGAGGAUUCUUUUCUCAUCCAAGCUGUUACAUCACGUGCACCGGAUAAAAUACAUGCUGCAGCAUAUAAUCUGUUGUUUAACAAAAAUCUCUACUCACAACGUGUUCUUGACUAUUGCCUUUUACGCUCAUCAAAAAAUGGACAUAUUGUCUUGGUGCGAUCCCUGCUGGCAGCUGGAGCUAACCUGGAGACCAGGGAUGGUAAACAAAACACACCUCUCCUUUUGUCAGUUUUGAACAAUCAGUUGAGAAUAACAAGUCUUCUGCUGCAGAAAGGAGCAGACCUGAAUGCCUCCAAUAGUGAUGGGGACACUGCCCUUAUUCUCUCCACAUUGUAUACAGCCUCAUACAGCACCACUCAACUUUUGCUGAACCAAACUUGUAUCAAUAAAGAGCACAGGAACUCCAAAGGCUUCACUGCUUUGGAGAGUGCCAUAAAAGUUUUUAACUUGGAGGCAAUCAAAUUGCUCAUUGAUGUCAAGGUGCCUAUGCCUUUCUAUGAUAAACACAGUAUUUUCUCAUUGCUGAACCAAUCAUCUUCAAAUCUGCAUGAGAAUUCCAUAAAAAAUGGCAUUUUGAAUGUAGUCAAGUAUUUUAAAUCAGAGAAAGAAACUGGAAAGCAAGCGUUAAUAACAGCUGCUGCUAAAAGAGAUUCAAGAGCUGUUCAUUUAAUAGUUAGCAUGGACAAUGCUGUGUUAAACUAUACCAAAAACACAUAUCUGCAAGCCAUUGUCCAGAUUCUAGAGUCACUUGUCAAUGCUACAGUCGGUGACGAUGACAUAAACACAGUAAGAAUGUUGACACAACAUUACUUACUCAUACAUCACAAUUAUGGUGACAAGGUUCUAGAAAAUUUGGCAGUAGAAUCAGCAGUUUCAGUUGGCAAUAAUGUCAUUCUCCAGCUGCUUUGUGAAAGCAAAUUUUUUAUAUCAAAUGCAAUUGUGGGUAGUCUAGCUGAAAGGGGGGCCACUUCUUUACUUCAAAUUCUGAUCAAACAUGGUGCUAAUGUGAACAAUGACAGUAAAAUUAUACGAUACCAGGGGUCGGCACUUGAACGGGCAAUGCUGAAGGAGCAGUUUGAUUGUGUCAAACUCUUGGUCAAUGCUGGAGCCGUUUUAAACAUAUAUGAUGCCUUGGAGAUGGCUGUGCAAUCAAAUAAGCAAAAAACUGUGGAGUUUUUGUUUGGUUCUUUUGCUGAAAGCAUAGAUGCAAAAGUUUUCUCUUCCAAUUUACUUCACUUAGCUGUCUCACAUGAAAAUACAGACAUUAUAAAAAUGUUGUUAGAUAAAGGAUUCAAUGUGAACCUGCAAUGUGAAGAUAAAACUCCACUGAUGUUGGCAGCCAGCCCUGCAAUUAUUGAUCUUCUAGUGUCAAGAGGAGCUGAUGUCAAUGCAACUAUAGCUCAGAAUCGGAAUACUCGAAAAGUUUUACAUUAUAUAGUUUCAGGUGCCUAUAAAAAAUAUCUAAGGUCUAAAUUUAGUCAAAAAAGUAAUAGAUGGAUAAAUAUGUGUCAUGCAACCAUUGUAGAACUGUUUAUUCAUCAUGGGGCAAGCAUCAUUGAGAAGGAUUAUAAUUCCAGAACACCUUUUCUAAUAGCAGCAGAGACCAGUGAUUCAAAAUAUGUCAUGAUGGUACUCCUGGAAGCUGGAGCCAAUCUUGAUGAACGCAUGCUUAGUGGAUGUAACGCCUUACAUGUGGCAGUUCAAUCUUGUAGAAAGGAGAAUGUUGCAUUCCUCUUGAAGCGUGGAGCUGAUAUUAACUCUUGCAAUAUAUUUGGACAGAAUGCUUUGUUUAUGUGUGAAGAUGAUGAGGUGAUGAAACUUUUGCUGUCCAAUAAUGCUGAUGUGAACGCAGUGGACACUGAUGGAAACAAUGCUUUGAUGUUUCAUUUAAUUAAAUGGUCUUAUGACUUUGACAUUGUUAAAGAGCUAAUUGCUGCGUCUGAUGUCAACCACAAGAGAAAAGAUGGCAAGACUCCAUUGCUUCUUGCAGCCAAGCGACUGGAGGCGGAUGUUAUAUCUCUGUUAAUUCAUAAAGGCGCUGAUGUCAACUACACUGUGGUGAGAAAUGGUGAGAAUAUUUCUGCAUUCACAAUAACUGUUUCAUAUGUUUGGAAUCAGAGCAAAGAGGCAAUGGAUUGUUUAAAUAUCUUACUAGACCAUGGUUUAAAUACCUCUUGUAUUCCAUCAUAUUUUAUUCACAGUUUGAUUUCUGUGGGUUGUUUCUCUUUAGUAACAAGAUUAAUUUCUCUUGGGAUAGCACCAUCUGUGAUUGAGUUAGAGACAAGUGUAUCUGCAUGGGUUAGGACUAAGUAUAUUUUCUCACCACUUGAUUCAGCAAUGUUGGUGCAAAAUAGCCACUUAGCACAGUUUUUGGUGGACAUUCGGUUUUUGACUCCAAAAGAUUUGCGUCUUUUGAGUGGGGACCCAGAAAGCAAAGAAUUUAUUGUUUCAGAAAGGAAUGAGAGUUUGGGUUAUCAGUCUUUCAGACAACCAUUGUCUCUGGAAACAUUAACUUUUGUGGCUGCGUCACAACUAUUUGGCCACGGGCAUGACAGGGUGAACAAAAUUUGUCAAAGUGGUCUCCCUAAACCUUUGCAGGAGGCCUUGAUGUUUCAAAAGGUCUCAAAUGAUCAGGGUUUGAAAGAUGAUUUCAAUAGAAAAAAUCUGCUUCUAUUCAAAACAGCAUUUAACCAUGCCAAGCUUAAGCCCCGUGGGGAUGGAUAUUUUAACAGGAUGUAUGGAAGCAUUAGAAUUGGCCUUGGGGAAAAUUAACCUUUGUUAUUUGCGACCAUAUAUUUAUGUCUCUCUAUAUAUAUAUAUCCUUAUGCUUACUAUGUAAGUGUUACCUAUACCAAUUUACUAGUUGCUGAGAAUUCCAUUUUGUUGUGGAUAAAAAUACACCAUAAAUAAAUUAACAAUGUUAAUUAAUAAUGACAGCUAUUUUCGUCCAAGUUAAGUAUAUAUAUGUAUAUAUGAUGGUGAUAGGUAACAAGAAACACUGUGUGUUUAUCACAAAAAUGCUAUAUCAAUAUUGAAACAUUUUAUGAGUGAAAAACUGAUUUCAUGCUUUUAGUGAAAUUAAAUGCUACUUAAAUUAGAAGAUCUUAUAUAAAGGAUACGAUAUUCAAGUUAAUCCUUUUGUUUUUAGAUAAGAUAUUCAAGUUAAUCCUUUUUUUUUAAACAUAUAAAAAUAUAACAAUGUUAAAGGAGCCUUUUUAAGAAAUUACUACAUGAUGAAAAUUCUCUUUAAUACUGAACUUGUGGAUGUAAACAUUUUGUAAAUUGUUUACUGUAUAUUUAGAGAGAUGUCUUUCAUGUAAUGUUUGCUGGUAAAAGUUUUAAAUGUUAUCACUAAUUUAUAUAUUAUAUUGAUUUGAUCUACAAACACUUCUGUACUAGUUGGAUGAAUCAUAUUUACCAGAAACCAAUAGGGUGGGUAUUGUGUUGUUGAACGUUGUACAAUGGUUGUGUCAAAGUAUCUCAAUUUCAAAAAUUUAUUCUGUUUUGUAGCUCAUUUUACUGAGUAAAAUACUACUUAUAAAAUAUUAAUUUGCUGUUACCAUUACAUAAAUCUUAUUUUUUUUUGUAACUUUUUUUUUUCUACCAGAGCGAUAUUGUUUUGAUUUAUUACAAAUGGUUAAUGUCAUGUCAGCGAUGCCUAACUUUUGGCCAAACGCCCCAAUCACACCUGUGGUGAGGAGCUAUCUGGUCCCUUGGAAGGUUUAUAUCAAAGUACAGAAAAUCAGUAUUUCCAAAAAUUUGUUACAUUGAAUUGCUCUAUGACUUGUUUGUGAAAUAAGGUGUAUGACC